AUGAACAAAGAGUUUGGUUGUACAAUAAAAAAACAAGAAAGGUGUAUGCUUCUUAAUUCAAAAGAGGGUUCUGCGACUUGGAAAGAACCACAUGAACCUCUUCUUAGAAGCAGCUUAAAGGACACAAUUGGUGCUUCAAGCUCUCAAAACUCGAUUUGUGCAAAAUAUGGCCGUCAUGCUCAUUAUGUGUCACAUGCGGAUGGAA
Messenger RNA from Sphenostylis stenocarpa, 205 nucleotides. The record is from the annotation of a GenBank genome assembly. Lineage: Eukaryota; Viridiplantae; Streptophyta; Magnoliopsida; Fabales; Fabaceae.